CAAAAUGUAAUUUGUUUGAUUUAUGUGCACAUAUGCAAGGUUUGCUAAUUGCUAAAACAUAAUACUAGACAGCUUGCAAAAGUGAUGCCCAUGUUUCGCUUGGUGAAUAUAGGCCAGCAUGCAUUUUUUGCCACACUUGCGAGCCAAUGAAAACGCUUCUAUUAAUUAGAGAAACUGUCAAACAUAUUUCUUUUUAUUAUCUUAACGUUGGCAACCUUUAAAGCAGGUUUACCAACACUGAUUGUCAAUAAACAAAUUAGAAUUGUUUUCGUUUGUUGAAUGUGUGAUGUUAGAAUUCCGGAUAUAAUGGAACCAAUAGAAAGAUCAGAAAAUCCGCUUAUAGCGAAAUGUGUCAACACUGAAGAUGUAAUAAAUUUUAUUAAUAAUUCCUGUUUAUCCAAAAUGUGUCCGUUUCUACACAAAAACAUAGAAACGGUUGAUAUUUGCAAAGGUUUUCUUAAAUUGAUAGACGAAGUAAAUACCUUUAAAGAAUUAAAAGAUUUGCUAGUGGUUGGAAGCAUGGUAUACUUUCACAAACAAACUAUCUACAAUCUGGAUUGGCGGGAUAAUUUAUUGUUGCAGACGUUCCGUGUUGUGAAUACUGUACAUCCUAUUGAAAUUCAUAUACUUUGCAAACAUGUAUGGGACAGCUUGGUAACUAAGGAUCCGGAGUAUAUUUUAAAUUUACACAUGAUUUGCCGUAGGAUUGACACGGAAGGCGUUGCGCCGAAACUGAUUUCUAUAUGUUUAGGAUUAAAAAUAAUCGCUGAAAUAUCUCAAACUAAAAUGGAUUUCUUUUGUUUAAAUAAGUUAAAUAAUUUAUUAGAUAUGCUAAACAAAAUCAAUAUUGGAUCUCUUAAGAGACCGGAGAGUACAAGAAAUACAUUCAUAUUGUUUACUACAGUCAAAUUUAUAUCUGCGAAAUUGGUAUCUGAUAGUGAACUCCUUGAAUGCAUUUAUCCACAAUGUUUAACGCAUAAGACCGAAAUAAUUAAAGGAAUACAAGAGUGGUUGCGUUAUGUCCAAGAAAGACUAAUGUCUAUUUCCCGUCAAGAAAAUAAAUACCAGAUUUUCAAUUUAUCGUUGAUUCCAUAUAUGACUAUAAUAAACGAGUUUAAGAAUGGAUCGGAUGAAGUCAAAUAUCUAAACAUGUCUACCUAAUCAAAAUUAAUUUUAUUUAUUCAUCCAUUUUUAUCUAUUAUUUAUUUAACUAAUUAAUUUUUUUUAUUUACAAGUUUUGAUUUUGUUUAAAUUGUUGAUAUAAAAAUUUAAAACAUAUUAACCACCUAUUUUUUAUAAGAUAAGUUUGUUUUGUAUAUAUUUAUGAUUUUAAUUAGUAAUGUUAAAAACUUAAUUAAGAAGAAGUAUUUCAAAUAAUUCUAAUUCUCAUAUGAAUAAAUAAGUCAGUAUUAUA
Molecule: messenger RNA, 1414 nt
Organism: Teleopsis dalmanni
Lineage: Eukaryota; Metazoa; Arthropoda; Insecta; Diptera; Diopsidae
Exons: 5
Coding region: 280-1161 (293 amino acids)
Source: RefSeq, a predicted model, not a curated record